GGCAACAAAAUGACUUUCGUUAACAAGCUGAGCAAAAGCUUCCGCUGGCUGCGCUGCUCGACAUUGUGCGCAAUUUUGUUUUAUAUGUUCUUCAUUGGCCUGAUCCUGCACAGCACCAGCCACAAGCUGCAGCAGCAGCUGAAGGAGCAGGGCAGCAGCAGCAGUAGCAGCAGCAGCAGCAGCAGUAGCAGUAGUAGCAGGAGCACACAGGCAGGCACAAAACUGGCGCCCAACGUGGGGCAUAAUGGCGCCCAACGUUGGCCAAAUUCGCUGCAGGAACUGGAGCAGCAACAAAAACACGAGAAAAAGCUGAGGUCUCAGCCCGUGGCAAACAAUUUGGAUUUGGGCAACGAGCAUCCACAGCAACACGAAGCACAGCCCCAUCCACAUCCGCAAAAAGUGCAAAGUGCGGCUGCCAGCAAUGCCAGCAAAUCCCCUAACCAGCCAGAAACAGUUAUUUUAGCGGCCAGCAAUGUGAAUGAGAAGCAAAUACUGGCAAAAGCUUUCAAACGUGCCGAUCGCAAUCGUGAUGGCAUUCUGUCUAUUCAGGAGAUGGGCCAGUACAUCAAUCGCCGGAUUGUGGAACACAUUGAUGAGGCAAUUAUGAACAAUGCCCGUGAGUUCCGGCGCGUGGACAUCGGACCCGCCGACGGACUGAUCACCUGGGACGAGUACCACCGCUUCUUCCUCAGGGAGCACGGCAUGACGGAGGCGGACAUCGAUGAGCACGACGAGAUCCGUCACACGGCGCUGAAUCGGCGGGCCCGGGAGGACAUGAUGAGGGACAAGGCCCGAUGGUCGGAGGCAGCUCGAACCGAUCUCUUCACCCUGACCAUCGACGAGUAUUUGAGUUUCCGGCAUCCCGAGUCCAGUGUGUCCAAUCUUCUGGAACUGGUCGAUGAUCUGCUGCGCCAGUUCGAUCAGGAUGGCGACGAUCAGCUGACCCUGGAGGAGUUCUCCGAUCUGAAUGUGGACGAUGACGACGACCUGAUGCGCAAAUCUCUGAUUUCCAAGACGCUGGUCGAGCGACGCGAGGAGUUCAAGCGGAUCAUCGACAAAAACCACGAUGGCAAGGCCGAUCGGGGAGAGCUUCUUAACUAUGUGAAUCCGAAGACACCACGCUAUGCCCUCCAGGAGGCGGCCACUUUGUUCAGUCUGUGCGACGAGGACAAGAACGAGUUGCUGACCCUCAAGGAGAUGACUGACCAUGCUGAGAUAUUUCUGCAAUCCAAGAUGAUCGACACGGCAAACAGUUUUCACACAGAAUUCUAGUUUUACUCUUCACCAUCACUACCCUUUCCCCUUUGAGCAUUUAUAGUGAUAUUAAUUUGUAAGUUCUGGCACCUAAAAGAGCUAAUUUAGUAGCAAAGCGUGUUUUUGUUAAUACUUUUUAUGAUGAACCACUAAGAUCAGAUGUAAAGCAUGAACAAUGAAAAUCAUUUCCUGUGUGAUUUUUCAAUAAUUAACUUUUAAGAAUGCGAAGCAAACAAUAUUUGACACAAAUACUCCAAAUAAAUAUACGUAAUUGUACGAAAACCGAAGUGUUCGUUUUCC
This is a messenger RNA of Drosophila takahashii, 1554 nucleotides long. It is a transcript of the gene myd, whose product is annotated as stromal cell derived factor mayday. Gene Ontology annotation, molecular function: calcium ion binding. Gene Ontology annotation, cellular component: endoplasmic reticulum. NCBI's taxonomy places the organism in Eukaryota, Metazoa, Arthropoda, Insecta, Diptera, Drosophilidae. The record is from RefSeq and is a predicted model, not a curated record. Gene Ontology annotation, biological process: calcium-ion regulated exocytosis.